Molecule: messenger RNA, 1100 nt
Organism: Triticum dicoccoides
Lineage: Eukaryota; Viridiplantae; Streptophyta; Magnoliopsida; Poales; Poaceae
Exons: 5
Coding region: 73-840 (255 amino acids)
Biological process (GO): protein ubiquitination; interstrand cross-link repair
Cellular component (GO): nucleus
Molecular function (GO): ubiquitin-protein transferase activity
Source: RefSeq, a predicted model, not a curated record
UGGUCGGCUGGAACCCCAACCAAAAAAACCUCCCACAUUUACUGCGCUGCUUCCCCUCCCCACUCUCCCCCAAUGUCUCCUCCGAUGCCGUCCGAUCUGGGAGCUAGGGUUCCGGCGGCCACUGAGACGGGGGAUGCGGCAGCUGGAGGGUGCGACGGCGCGGUGACCACGCCGCCGCCGGCGCCCACCUGCCCCGUCUGUAUGGAGCCCUGGACCUGCAGCGGCGACCACCGCAUCUGUUGCAUUCCUUGUGGACAUGUGUACGGCAGGUCAUGUCUAGAGAGGUGGCUCCAUCGUUGCGGCGAUGACAGUGCGAAGUGCCCACAGUGUGGCGAACAAUUUGAACGCAACCUUAUUACCAACCUCUACGCCCCAGGAAAUUUGUGGGAUGGCUGUUGUCGUUUACAGGAAGUGAAAGCACAUUGCGAGUCUGAGCUUCGCGAGGUGGUGGCACGUUCAAUAUCUAUGGUGCAAGAUGUGGAGGCGAGAUCUAAUCCAGAAACAGAGGCUCUCCGAGCUGGCUUGGUGCAGAAGGUGUAUGAGAUGGUGGCAACUUGGAGAGAAGAAAUGGCGACUAACCUGAUGAGAAUGAAGGUGCAGAUGAAGAAGAUGGCUGAAGAAGACAAUGCGACGGCAACAGAUGUGAUAGAAUUCAUGGAGCGGAGUUUCCCUCAACUGUCACUGAUUUCCACCCUGAGUGCAUUUGCUCCGGCACCUGCUCCUGCUCCUGCGCCUGUGGAUUCUGAUAACACAAGGCCAGGCUGCAAUCACCCUGAUGAGCUGCCACUCUCCCUGACACUGCCUGGUCCUGGCGGUGCCGUGAAGAGAAGGCGGGGUUGAGGGACCUGAUACCCGUUCCCUGAAUCUGCUGAUGCUGAUGGACAGACUCGUAACUCCGUGCCUUGUUGUGCUAGCUAUGCCAUGUUGCAUGUCCUAUGUAUAUACCCUCCCUGCUAGCUACGGAGUAGUUUGCAAAUCAUUUGUCAUCGUCGACCAAUCGUAAGGAACUAAUUAACAAUAUGCAGCAGGCCUACUACUUAUAAUAUCUAUCUCACACUAUCAAACAGUGCUAUAUAUAUUUGCUGCUCGACUUUCUUUUA